Molecule: messenger RNA, 1814 nt
Organism: Nematolebias whitei (Rio pearlfish)
Lineage: Eukaryota; Metazoa; Chordata; Actinopteri; Cyprinodontiformes; Rivulidae
Gene: ptgs1
Product: prostaglandin-endoperoxide synthase 1
Exons: 11
Coding region: 54-1814 (586 amino acids)
Biological process (GO): response to oxidative stress; cyclooxygenase pathway
Cellular component (GO): neuron projection; cytoplasm
Molecular function (GO): prostaglandin-endoperoxide synthase activity; peroxidase activity; heme binding
Source: RefSeq, a predicted model, not a curated record
CCUGCUUCUCACAACAACACUGUGACAACUAAUUUAAUUCACUGUGAAUAACCAUGAAAGAGGUGAGCUUCAUCUGGGUGCUUCUGAUGCUGCUGAGGAGCUCUUCAUCUGCUGUGAAUCCUUGUUGCUACUACCCCUGUGAGAACUCAGGAGUGUGUGUGCGAUUCGGACCAGAAGAUUAUAAAUGUGACUGCACUCGCACCGGCUUCAAUGGACAAAACUGCACCAAUCCCGAAUUCUGGACCAGAAUUUAUCUGAUGCUGAAGCCGAGCCCCACUGUGGUCCACUUCAUCCUGACCCAUUUCAAGUGGUUCUGGGACCUGGUUAACAAGACUUUCCUGCGAGGCACCAUCAUGAGAAUAGUCCUGACUGUGAGAAAUGAACUUGUUCCAACUCCUCCAACCUACAAUACCAAAUACGGGUACCUCAGCUGGGAAUCCUACCAGAACACCUCCUACUACACCCGACUCCUUCCUCCUGUACCUGAAGACUGUCCUCUCCCAAUGGGGACUAAAGGUAAACUUGUUCUUCCUGACGUCAUAAUGUUGACUGAAAGAUUUUUAAAAAGGCAGAAAUUUAGGCCAGAUCCUCAGGGCACCAAUUUGAUGUUUGCCUUCAUGGCCCAACACUUCACCCAUCAGUUCUUCAAGACAAGUCACAAAAGUAAAGGAGGCUUCACCAAAGCAUUGGGGCAUGGGGUAGAUGCAAGCAACAUCUAUGGAGAAGACCUUAAACGGCAGCAUCAGCUUCGGCUUCAUGAAGAUGGGAAGCUAAAAUAUCAGUUGAUAAGUGGUGAGAUGUACCCUCCUAAAGUGUCAGAGGUCCCUGUGCACAUGGUGUACCCUGAAGAUCUCCCUGCUGAACAACGCCUGGCCAUCGGUCAGGAGAUGUUCGGCCUCCUGCCGGGCCUCAGCAUGUACGCCACCAUCUGGCUGAGGGAGCAUAACAGAGUCUGUGACGUCCUGAAGGCUGAACAUCCCACAUGGGAUGACGAACAGCUUUUCCAAACCACCAGACUCAUCAUUAUUGGUGAGAUAAUCAACAUCAUAAUUGAAGAGUAUGUGCAGCACCUGAGCGGUUACAACCUGAAGCUUACGUAUGACCCCUCCCUGCUCUUCAACGUGCGCUUCCAGUACACUAAUCGCAUCGCCCUGGAGUUCUGCCAUCUCUACCACUGGCACCCACUGAUGCCAGACAGCUUUCUCAUCGACGGAGAUGAAAUCCCAUACUCCCAGUUUUUAUACAACACCACUGUCCUUGUGCAUUACGGUGUGGAGAAGCUGGUGGAUGCUUUCUCUCGGCAGCCUGCAGGACAAAUUGGGGGAGGUCGCAACAUCCAUGAGUUGGUGCUUAGAGUGGCACAAACGAUAAUCACAGAGGGCAGAUCUGCUCGGCUGCAGCCUUUCAAUCAAUACAGGAAAAAAUUCAACCUGAAGCCGUACGCAUCCUUCUCUGAGUUAACUGAUGACACAGAGAUGGCUCAUGGUUUGGAGGAACUCUAUGGAGACAUAGAUGCUCUGGAGUUUUAUCCUGGUCUCAUGCUGGAGAAAACUCGCCCUAAUUCCAUUUUUGGUGAGAGCAUGGUGGAGAUGGGUGCUCCGUUCUCCCUGAAAGGCCUGUUUGGAAACCCCAUCAACUCCCCUGAGUACUGGAAGCCCAGCACCUUUGGAGGUGAGACGGGCUUCAGCAUCGUCAAAACGUCAACCCUGAAGAAACUGGUGUGUCUCAACACCAAGUGGUGUCCAUAUGUGGACUUCCAUGUACCAGGGAAAGAGGAGGAGGCAGAACCGAGGAAACCUUUAAUGGAACUUUGA